GCUCAUCCAACAGAAACAUCUGGGGUCCUUCAGUUUCACGUGCGCUGCUGUGGCAUCGUGAGGGAAACAUGCCGAAAUCAAAGAGGGAUAAGAAAAUUUCCUUAACAAAAACAACCAAGAAGGGUCUGGAGUUAAAACAGAAGCUAAUAGAAGAGCUAAGAAAAUGUGCAGACACAUACAGAAACCUCUUCAUAUUUUCUGUUGCUAAUAUGAGGAAUAACAAGUUAAAAGACGUGCGAACGGCAUGGAAACACAGCAGAUUCUUCUUUGGCAAAAACAAAGUAAUGAUGGUUGCUCUGGGUAAAAGAGAUACAGAUGAAUAUAAAGAUAAUUUGCAUAAGGUAACAAAGCAUUUACGAGGAGAAGUGGGUGUACUGUUCACAAAUAAAACUAAAGAAGAAGUGCAGGAGUAUUUCAGUCAUUUCAAAGAGACAGAUUUUGCUCGUGCAGGAAACCAGGCACAGAUGGAUGUAACUCUGGAUGAGGGGCCUCUGGAACAGUUCAAUCACUCAAUGGAGCCACAGCUAAGACAACUGGGACUGCCCACUGCCCUCAAAAAAGGAGUUGUGACGCUACUGAAGGAUCAUGAAGUCUGUAAAGAGGGGGAUGUACUAACUCCAGAGCAAGCUCGGAUACUGAAACUGUUUGGCAUUGAGAUGGCUGAGUUUAAGGUGCAGAUCAAAUGUAUGUGGAACUCUGAGACGGGUGAAUUUGAGAGCUUCGGUGCAGAGGAAGAGUCUGUUAUAGAGAAUGAAGAGGACGAUGAGGAGGAGGAUGAAGAUGAUGCAGUGUGAGAUCUCUGCAGAGACUGUGUCUGGUUUUAUGUUUAUGUAUGUCUGGGCGUCGUAUAUGGACAUUAUACUACCAGACUAUUAUAUUUCCCCUCCCAAAGUUUGUACAAACUUGUUUAUCCUGAAUUUUCGAUGUGUACUGAAUUGUGGAUCAGUAAACAUAAAUGGUUCACAUUAUCUUUUGAUAA
Molecule: messenger RNA, 979 nt
Organism: Periophthalmus magnuspinnatus
Lineage: Eukaryota; Metazoa; Chordata; Actinopteri; Gobiiformes; Gobiidae
Gene: mrto4
Product: MRT4 homolog, ribosome maturation factor
Exons: 8
Coding region: 69-794 (241 amino acids)
Biological process (GO): nuclear-transcribed mRNA catabolic process; ribosomal large subunit biogenesis; ribosomal large subunit assembly
Cellular component (GO): preribosome, large subunit precursor; nucleolus
Molecular function (GO): RNA binding
Source: RefSeq, a predicted model, not a curated record